AUGACGGGUACUGUGUUAAAUGGAUUUGAACUCUGUCCCGCAGGUUUCCCAGCUGCCACUUCAGGUUAUCCAGCGGCCCCAGCACCACCUGCCGCCAUAGCCAGCCAGCCAGCCUACACCAGCACCUACACCAUCGUCCAGCCCUCUGUGGUGGUGGUGGGGGGAUGUCCGGCCUGCAGGGUCGGCGUGCUGGAGGAUGAUUUCACCUGUCUGGGAAUCUUGUGUGCCAUAUUCUUCUUUCCUCUGGGAAUUCUCUUCUGCCUGGCCCUGCGUCAGAGGAGAUGUCCAAACUGUGGAGCCACAUUCGGCUAGAGGGACCAAAACCCGGCCGUCGUCUUUUUAAUUCAGUUUUAAGCAUCAGCAUAGUUCGUCUGUAAUCACUGCACAUGAUAAUGCCAAACGUCGCUUACGUAACAUUAAGUUAGUAACCAGCCACAAACUCUUUGAUUAAUAUAAGAUGGUGCAUGUGACGGCUAUCCAUGUUUUUACAUGCCUCGCAAGCGCUAUUUGCUGAUUUUGUUGUUCUUUAUAUAAAAGCCAGUCUCUAGUCAUCUAAUCACUAGUGCCUUUAUGAUGGCAGAGAAAGCAUAAACUAAACGAGCCGGGACUCACUGAGGGUAAAUCCCACACCACUCACUUCGAGUAACAUUGUGUGUGUAAAUGAAACGUGAAAAUGAGCAUCACUGUCGUUCAUUUUGUUUUUGUUGACUAUAAUAUGCUCCCUAAUCAGUCACAUCUUAGUCAAGAUCAAAAAGCAUUUUCGGUGUUAAUUUUUUUUUUGUGCUUGA
Molecule: messenger RNA, 788 nt
Organism: Sinocyclocheilus rhinocerous
Lineage: Eukaryota; Metazoa; Chordata; Actinopteri; Cypriniformes; Cyprinidae
Product: brain protein I3-like
Exons: 3
Coding region: 1-312 (103 amino acids)
Source: RefSeq, a predicted model, not a curated record